AUGGAACUAGAGGAGAAGGCGAAAUAUGGUGAACCAAGGAAAUAUGACCCCACAUUCAAAGGCCCGAUUCAGAACAGGGGCUGCACAGAUAUCGUGUGCUGCAUCUUGUUCAUUGUGGCCAUUGCAGCGUAUUUUGCAGUGGGAAUCCUGGCAUGGUCCCAAGGGGACCCCAGAAAGGUGAUCUACGCCACCGACAGUCGGGGGCAGUUCUGUGGUCACGCUGGCACUCCCCUCGAGAAUAAGCCGUAUUUGUUCUAUUUCAACAUCAUGAAGUGUGCCAGUCCCAUGGUACUGCUGGAGUUUCAGUGUCCCACCACACAGUUGUGCGUAGAGAAGUGCCCAGAGAAAUUCAUGACGCUGGUCAAAGCCUACCACAGCCCAACAAGCUUCGACUACUACAAAAACUUCUGUAAAGAGGGUGUGAACAACAAAAUGGGUGUACCAGAAAUCCUUAGGCAAGGUCUUUGUCCUGCUAUGCUAACUCCCAGUGUGCCAUUCACUCGCCGAUGCUUCCCUGCUCUGGGGAAGAAAGGAGGCGUGGUCACUGUGGGCAACAUCUCCCACUUUGACGAUGGCAGUGGAACGCUGAGGGAAGCUAAAGACCUUAUAGAUGGUGUCAAAAAUGCCACGGUGGUUAUGGAGGCUCGCCAAGUUGUUAUGAAGAUAUUUGAGGACUUCACACAGUCGUGGUACUGGAUUCUAAUAGGCCUGGUCAUCGCCAUGGUCACCAGUCUGCUCUUCAUCAUACUCCUGCGCUUCCUGGCCGGCAUCAUGGUGUGGGUCAUGAUUGUGCUGGUCAUACUGGUGAUAGGCUACGGCAUCUUCCACUGCUACAUGGAGUACGCGGCGUUGAAGGGAGAGGCAGGGGCCAACGUGACGCUUCAGGAGUUGGGCUUCCAGACGGACUUCUCUGUGUACCUCCAGAUCCGGCAGACCUGGCUAGCCUUCAUGAUCAUCUUGGCCAUCGUGGACGUGAUCAUCAUCCUGCUGCUCAUCUUCCUCAGGAAAAGGAUCCUCAUCGCCAUCGCUCUCAUCAAAGAGGCCAGCAGAGCCAUCGGUCACGUUAUGAGCUCCUUGUUCUACCCCCUCUUCACCUUCGUCCUGCUGGCUGUGGUCAUCGCGUACUGGGCAGUCACCGCGGUCUUCUUGUCGACUUCCAAUCAGCCUGUGUACAAAGUCUUCAAUGAGUCUGUCUGCUCACACUCCAGAGAGACCUGUGAACCUGCGAAUUACUCUACAAGCCUCAUGAAAACAGAGUGUCCAGACUCCGAGUGCCUUUUUGCCUUCUACGGAGGAGAGACCGUUUACCACAAGUACCUGAUCGCGCUGCAGUUCUACAAUGUCUUCCUCUUCUUCUGGUGCGCAAACUUUGUCAUGGCGCUGGGUCAGAUGACUCUGGCUGGGGCCUUUGCUUCAUAUUAUUGGGCCUUUGUCAAACCAGACGACAUGCCUGCCUUUCCGGUUUUCGCCUCCCUGGGAAGAUCUCUCAGAUAUCACACAGGCACCCUGGCGUUCGGCUCUCUCAUCCUCUCCAUCAUUCAGAUAAUCAGAGUCCUGCUGGAAUACCUGGACCACAAGCUCAAAGGAGCCAAAAACAAGUGCACCAAGUUCCUGUUGUGUUGCCUCAAGUGCUGCUUCUGGUGUUUGGAGAAAUUUGUCAAGUUCCUCAACAGAAAUGCCUACAUCAUGACGGCCAUUUACGGGAAGAACUUCUGCACUGCAGCCAAAGAUGCCUUCCUUCUGCUGAUGAGAAAUAUGAUCAGAGUGGCCGUCCUGGAUAAAGUCACAGAUUUCCUCUUGUUCUUGGGGAAACUGUUAGUUGUGGGACUGGUUGGUGUGUUUGCCUUUUUCUUCUUCUCUGGAAGAGUCAAAGCCUUUGAGAACACUGCCCCUAGUUUGCACUAUUACUGGGUCCCCAUUAUUACGGUGGUGAUUGGCUCCUACCUGAUCGCCCACGGCUUCUUCAGCGUGUACUCCAUGUGUGUGGACACGCUCUUCCUGUGUUUCUGCGAGGACUUGGAGCGCAACGACGGCUCCGCUGCCAGGCCGUAUUACAUGUCAUCCACUCUGCGAGAAAUCCUCUGGAAACAGCAGGCGGAGGACGGCGCGGGAGAAAGGGCCAAGCUGCAAGAAUAA
Knipowitschia caucasica is the source of this 2136-nucleotide messenger RNA. NCBI's taxonomy places the organism in Eukaryota, Metazoa, Chordata, Actinopteri, Gobiiformes, Gobiidae. The record is from the annotation of a GenBank genome assembly.